CUAUAUGCAACCGAACAAAUGACCGAAUGAAAAACACAGUAAAGGGGAAGAAUUUGGGUCUGCCUAGAGUGGUGUAAACGAGGAGGAAGAGAGCUUGUAGAGAGGGUGCUGAGAGGCGCAGCGAUUGCAGUUGUGAAUUGUGAGAGAGUUUACGACAUACCAAUAUCAAUUGUUUUCUUCCUUGUCCCUGGUCUUCUUCAGACUCAGAGUAGCUGCUACGCCUUCUGAAAACUCUAAUUUUCCUAUCUUCCUCUCUUUUAUUUUCUUUUUUUUUUUUUCAAACAACAAGCCAGCAACUUGUGACAACUACUUUCAUAGGAGGAGCAGUCUGUGUUCCGAAGGAUGAGUCUAAUAUCUCAAAAUGUUCCCUUUGUAAAUAAAGCCAAGAAGGCUAAGGGAGAGAAUGUUGAUGAACCUUUGAAUUUGCAAGCUAGUGAAGAUGCUGAACAUGAAAAAGAAUCCGAAGUCGAUAUUUCAAGGAUCAAGAAAAGAAAGAAAGCACGCAAAGAACAGGAUGAGAAAUUAGCAUUAGAACAAGAAAGGGAAAUGAAGAAGCUAGAAAACUUUUUAUUUGGAUCCCUUUAUUCCCCUCUUGAAUUUGGGAAGGAAGAGGAAGAAGCCCAAGAUGGUAUUGAUGGAGGCACCGAUUUUUUCUUUGACCGAUCUGGAAAUGACAUACUCUCUGUUUACGAAGAGGAUGCAGAGGCCUUGGAGAAGAGUAAAGAAAAGGAAGAAAGUAAGUUAAGGAAACCUGUCUGGGCGGAUGAGGAAGAGGAAAGGACCAAGGUUAAUAUUGGUAAAGUCAACCGAUUGAGGAAGUUGAGGAAAGAAGAGGAUGAGAGUUUGAUUUCUGGUCCAGAGUAUGUUGCAAGAUUGAGGGCUCAGCAUGCUAAGUUGAACCCAGGCACAGAGUGGGCCCAACUUGAUUCACGAACAGCAGGUGGUGGAUAUUAUGAUGAUGAAUCAUCAGAUGAAGAAAAUGGAGCAGUACUGGCCCGUACUUAUAAUGAUGUUGAUGAGCUCCUCAGAACGAAUGAGGAUCUUGUUGUGAAAAGCAGUGUAAAAUUAUUACCUGGACUUCUUGAAUUCUCAAGACUAAUAGAUGCUAAUGCACGAGAACCUUCUAAUGGUCCUAUAAAUUCUGUUCAAUUCCAUAGAAAUGCGCAAUUGCUACUUGCUGCUGGAUUAGAUCGAAGACUUAGAUUUUUUCAGAUUGAUGGCAGAAGGAAUGCUAAGAUACAGAGCAUCUUCCUUGAUGAUUGCCCCAUCCGUAAGGCAUCUUUCUUGCCUGAUGGGUCUCAGGUAAUAUUAUCAGGAAGGAGGAAUUUUUUCUAUAGCUUUGAUUUAGUGCAAGCAAAAGUUGAUAAAAUAGGUCCCCUUGUUGGUAGGGAGGAAAAAAGCUUGGAAGUUUUUGAGGUUUCCCCUGAUUCUAGUACGAUUGCUUUUGUGGGUAAUGAAGGUUAUAUCCUGUUGGUUUCGACCAAAUCCAAAGAAAUGAUUGGGACACUUAAGAUGAAUGGAACUGUUCGAUCGCUAGCUUUUACUGAUGAUGGGAGGCAAUUAUUGAGCUUUGGAGGUGAUGGGCAGGUUUAUCACUGGGAUAUGAGAACAAGGUCUUGCUUCCAUAAGGCUGCUGAUGAAGGUUGCAUAAAUGGCACUUCCCUUUGUACAUCUCCUAAUGGAGCAUUGUUUGCAGCUGGUUCAAACAGCGGGAUUGUGAAUGUUUAUAACAGAGAUGAGUUUUUAGGGGGCAAGAGAAAGCCUAUUAAGACCGUUGAGAAUCUCACCACCAAAGUGGAUUUUCUCAAGUUCAACAAUGAUGCUCAAAUAUUGGCUAUUUGCUCAAGUAUGAAGAAGAACAGCUUAAAGUUGGUACAUGUCCCCUCAUUUACAGUAUUCUCAAACUGGCCUCCCCCUAACAUGUCCCUACAUUAUCCACGAUGUUUGGAUUUUAGUCCCGGUGGAGGUUUCAUGGCUAUUGGAAAUGCUGCUGGAAAAGUGCUUUUAUACAAGUUGCACCAUUACAGUCAUGCAUAGAGGUAUGUAAAGGCUCUUACGAUCACCUUGAGCUGUUUGUUGUCACAAAAACUCAGAAAUCUCAUAUUCUCAACUCCAACAGUGUUCUGUUCGAUUAAUUUUGUUUUCUUGGAAUCACCUUGUUAAGGUUUCUCGAAGAUUUCGAAGACUCCUGUUACUGAAGGUCCACCUUUCAUUUAUAUUUCAAGUAUUACAGUUCCAAUUUUGUGGCCACUAGAAUGUUCAAUUAAAUUGCUCGAGUAGACCCUGUUUUUAAUCUUUCUUUCAUGUUCUCGAAAAUGGAGAAACUCUUUUUUGUUUU
Molecule: messenger RNA, 2338 nt
Organism: Ziziphus jujuba (common jujube)
Lineage: Eukaryota; Viridiplantae; Streptophyta; Magnoliopsida; Rosales; Rhamnaceae
Product: U3 small nucleolar RNA-associated protein 18 homolog
Exons: 3
Coding region: 343-2037 (564 amino acids)
Biological process (GO): rRNA processing
Cellular component (GO): Pwp2p-containing subcomplex of 90S preribosome; small-subunit processome
Molecular function (GO): protein binding
Source: RefSeq, a predicted model, not a curated record